ACCAGUGACGUCUAGACCAGAAGUGACGCCCCAUGUCAGGUAUCAGCGCCUGUCUCCAGUGCCAUGCUACCUGGGUGCACUUCAUAACAAUGGGCCAGGGGGAGAGCGCCAUGGAGGACAACACCAUGACUUUUCUCUCGGACGUGUCGGACUUUGAGAGCAGUGCAGGCAGUGAUGUAGACCAGGGUGACCUGCCGGCUCCCCAGAGAGGGCAGCACAGCUCGGGGCAUCCACUGCCUGGAUAUGACUCCUCCACCCCCAGUAGGAUGCUGCCUACACAAGAUAUAAUUGACCUGACUAAUAUCUGCAGUGGAAAUGAAGAGACUGAAUCCGAAUCGGACACGAGCAUAAUUGAUUUGACUGGAAUUGAUGACUCUGUAGAGUCAUUCUCACAUAGCCCACCUCCCUACAUUAAGAAUUUCAUAUCUCCGCAGUGGAUAAAGCCAGAGUCCAAAUUUAUUAACUCUGAUCUCCCCGAAGACAGAUUAUCCAUUUCCGAUAGCAGCGAGGAGGCAUGCUGGUCAUGUCCUAACCUCUCUCCAGGGGCCAAAUCAUUUAACUGUGAAGACAGGAGCAAUACAGGGAGCAGCACAACAGCUAAUAAUAGUGACAUGGGCUCUCUCGAAAAUGUUUUUGGCGACUUGUUUCAGCAAAAUCGCUCUUCUAUGGGAAAACAAGAUGACCGUAUUAUUUAUCAAGUGAACUCGCACAAUUUCUUAGAAAACCCAUCUGUCCUACAUGAAACAAAUACUCCACAUCCUGCGCCCUCCCAUAAUGACCUCAUUAACCCACGCAUUUCUGAGGCUCGUUCAGUUCUGGAUUCCAGUCCGUUUCUCUUAGCAGGCUCUACAUCUUCAUUACCAGCAGCACAUGUUGCCGAAAAUCAAAUCUCUGCUUUUGUUCAAGAUACAACAAGUAGACCAACGACCGUAAACAAGGCCUGGCUGUACAAACUCCGAUACUAUAAACCACCUGUCCACCAUUUCCUCUCCCAGCAGAUAAAACAAGAUGAAAGAGGCAAACAGCCUAUCCCCUCAAGAAAGAUGAAUAGAGUGUACAGCACAAUGGAAGAGAGCUUCCCACAGGCCACAGUGCACUUCCUGUCCGACUUUGUGUCUGAGAAUCACUACCCACCCAAAGAUAUCCUCUGCCACGUCAUCAGAGCAAUCCUUCUGGAGGGAGAAGAUCCAGGCAUCAAGUGUGACGCAUACACACUCCUUAUGAAAGUGCAAGAACUCCAUCCAGCCAACAUACAUACAGUAGCUUGGGAUUGGGACCUGCUGAAAGAAGUUAUGACAAAAAAGGAACGUCCAGCUUACCUACUGUUCCUCCAGUAUGCCGUGCAGACCUUACACGAUGAUUUCCAUAGGAGUUUACGACGACGAAGUCUGACAAACUGUCUGGCUAAAUCAAUGUUAUCUUGCGAUAAGAAAUUCGGCAACAUCCAAGAUGUCAUUAAUUGGCUGAUGGAAGCAGUGAGAAACUCCUGUGACCUCUCGCCCAUAGAGGAGAAUGAAUGCCACUCUAAGCUUGACAACCAAAGGGAGGUUUUCCUCUUCCAGCGCAUGAUCUCCAUUGCUGUUGAAAUUGACAAUUCGCCUGCAAUCAGCUCUAUUAGGAUUGCAGAUUUUACAUUUUCCUAUUUGAUCGAUAUUAGAACCAGGCAGCAGAAGGAGAUUUUUCUAAACAGUCUUGAAAGCCACCUGCUGCGGGCCAAGAUUCUGGAGUUUCUCUUUACCCACAGCUGUCCGGGACUUACUCCGCCUACUCUUUCUUUGGUCAAUAUCCUUUGCUUCAUAGAGCACUUCAAACUUAUCCCUGAGCAGCAGGGUUCAGACACGAAUUGGCAGAGAUGGGAUGAAAUGUUACAUGACAUCUGCUUGCUGUUUUUCAGUUAUCAAAGGAUCACAUCAGAUAAUUUACUUACACGUGUGACAGAACGCAUAGAUGACCCAGUCUCACAGGUGUCAAAUCAUCAAUUAGACCUAACAAAAAAGGAUGUGGAAACUCAGCUCUGCACCUUCGAACGACGGAUCUCUGAUGGGAAAAAAAUUCCACCUGCUGUGCUAGAGAGGAUUCAGAUGCUAAAGAUCUUACUGUCUACUGCUAUCGAAGGGCAGCCAUGAAAAAACUAUAUAUAUUUUUUUUAAACGCUUGGUUGUACCUAACACUAAAGAAAGAUUUAAGAAGAAUAUAGAACUGUGCUUUCUCUCAUGCUGGACAGGAGAGCUAUUGCCACUAUGCACUUGAUGGAUUAAAGCAAAAAUUUAAUUUGAAACUUUACAGAUAUAUCCAGAAUACAUAUUUUUUUAAAUCUUCAUUUAUUUAUAUUUAGGCCUGUCGCCUAGUAUAUAAAGUAAUGAAAUUAAAAACACACACAACUAACCUCAUAAGGACCGCUCUGCAAAAUUUGCUUCUCAAAAGAAUAGUUAUUUUUUUUCUUGGUAUUUUUUACACUGGAACGCAACUCCAUAACGUUUAAAUCCCUGACUAGUCAUGGCUUUUAAAUGGACACACCGGCCAUACAAAUAAGAGAAGCAAUCAGUUUGUGUGCACGUGAUGGAACAUGCAAAAACUGUGACAUUGCAUGAACGUGUACAUACACAAAUAUUGUGACUUCAAGAUUGCUCAGGAGACUUUAAUGUAUGCUAUUGUGGUUAUGGUGGCAGGAAUCCCCAGGCACCAUUAUAGGGUAUGAUGUCAAGCCUCUCAUAAAUUAUGUGACACAUACCUGACUGUCGGGUGCACGCAGUCUUUCUGGACUGUGCCGCUACACAAAAGUGGAAGUGCAUGCCAACUUUGGACAUUAUUCAUUAUCUGAGAGCAUAAUGCCUUUCAGUCAAUUAUUAAUGUCCAAAGUUGGUAGGGGGUUUGUAUGCUAAUGGGGAUGUAUGAACUGCUUCAGCAUAUCAGCAAAAAUUACAAGGACCGUGGGCACCCAAGGGAGCCAGGUAGAUAUUCAUAAUUGGUUUGAUAGCUUAACCUAGGCUAUAGGAGUACUGGCACUACAGCGUACUGAUUGUGAGUCUUCAAUGCAAGUACUCCUGGCAAUACUUCACAAAUUGCCUUUAGCAAUCAGUUUCCUAUUGAAAACAAAAGCCAAAAAUUGAGCUCAAUUCUGCAGGAUUUACCCAUAGAUGCACUCCAGAUCUUUUGGACUACACCUCCCAUGCUGCUUUGCCAAUUUUAUGGCUGUAAGAGCACUAUAGUAGAUGUAGUCCACAAUGUCUGGAGUGCUCAAGAUUGCAUACCGUUGGUCCUAAGGGAUUAAAAAAAAAAAAAUGAUGGUCCAGUUCCAGUCUGUACUUUCCCUUAAUUACCUGUUUGAAAAGUGCUGCCACUUGUGUCACGAGAUUGUGGGGGGUAUAUUCAUUCUGCAAUUUACCAAGAUUUGUUUUCAAGUAAUGACUGAUGUUUAACAUUUGUAC
Messenger RNA from Pelobates fuscus (common spadefoot toad), 3428 nucleotides. It is a transcript of the gene SIMC1, whose product is annotated as SUMO interacting motifs containing 1. Lineage: Eukaryota; Metazoa; Chordata; Amphibia; Anura; Pelobatidae. The record is from RefSeq and is a predicted model, not a curated record. Bases 33 to 2126 code for a protein of 697 amino acids. The transcript is spliced from 10 exons. Gene Ontology annotation, molecular function: SUMO polymer binding.